AUGAUUGUAAAAAGUCUAAUAUUGAUAUUAAUCAAUUACAUAAAACAAAAGGUGUUACAUCAACAUCAUAUACUUACCUAUGCUACAAGUGUUGAAUCAACGGGUCGACGAACAUUUUUUAAUCAAGGUGGCACUAAUGCGUUACUUAGUGAUAUUCAUUUUGAGUUUAAUUAUUUAACUAAUGGAAAACAUUAUAAUUUAUUUUAUCUUGGUUAUUUAACAAUACUUAAUGAAUUAGCUCGCAUUAUUGAUAAUGCAACUAUUGCAGGAAAAGUACUUAAAAAAGCAAAAGAUCAUGGUUUAAAAAUAAUAGAUGAUUUUGUUAGUGCGCAUAGUUUAUUGUAG
Messenger RNA from Rotaria socialis, 345 nucleotides. The record is from the annotation of a GenBank genome assembly. NCBI's taxonomy places the organism in Eukaryota, Metazoa, Rotifera, Eurotatoria, Philodinida, Philodinidae.